This is a messenger RNA of Lichtheimia ornata, 3774 nucleotides long. RefSeq lists its product as uncharacterized. Gene Ontology annotation, molecular function: 3'-5'-RNA exonuclease activity; RNA binding. Gene Ontology annotation, cellular component: P-body; exosome (RNase complex). Gene Ontology annotation, biological process: mRNA catabolic process. The record is from RefSeq and is a predicted model, not a curated record. Lineage: Eukaryota; Fungi; Mucoromycota; Mucoromycetes; Mucorales; Lichtheimiaceae. The transcript has 10 exons. The coding region runs from base 1 to 3774 and encodes 1257 amino acids.
AUGGACAACGACCCCAUACAGUUGGAGCAUCAAACAGCUCCAGAGAGCACUCGUGGUCUUUUUGACCCUCCCGAAACAAAGCCCCCGCUCAACUCUGCUCCUACAUUUGAUAAACGCCGCUCUCUUCAAUCCUAUUCUCCUCUCAUUGAUACAACCAAUCGAUCAUCAUCAUCAUCACCAUCACCAUCAUCCUUUUCUCGUGGUCAUCAACGUUCUCGUUCAGCUGUCAUGCUUGGAAACUUUUCAGGUCGUCGUGGAUCAGGUUUAUUACAAACAUUGACCGAAGAAGCAGCAGCAGCAGCUACAACUACUACUACUACUACCGAGGAUGAUAAGAAGGUCACUGUGGAUUCACUUCAAGACAUGAUCAAUACAUUGAAAUCAUUACCACCUGUCACUAUCAAGGAGGGUGGCGGACAACAACAACAACAACAACAAGUGAUGCCAUCUCCCAGUACAAGUGUGCCAACACCUCCUCAACGUAUGCCACAACGACGUCGAUCCACAUUGAGUGGUGCCGAUACCAUGCAAAAUAUGGUCCAGAAUACUGUCCAGGAACUUCGUAAUAUCGACAAGCAUGGUGUUGCUAUGGGGAUGGCUGGUGGUAUGGGUGGCAUGGGUGCUCGUCGAAGGAGUCGCCGUGCUAGCAGUAUGACAAGUACACUUGAAGCUUCGGUUGCUUUACGGGAUGCUGCUUUGGCUGAAACAGAGGCCAAGUUGCUAGGCACCUUUGCAAAGAUUGAGGAAGAUGAACCCGAUGCCGCCAUGGUCCCACCUACUCCCAUUCCUCGUCGCCAUUCAGUCUCACGCCCCAUCAUGGAAGACCCUCCUAUCAUGCGUCCUCGUCGUCGUUAUUCCGAAUCCUCGAGUGGGUUUGAUCUUUCUUCUCUACAUAAUGGUUCGGUUGGUGUUGGUGGUGGUCCCAAGCGUAUGUCUCUUCAACAACUACCCACCUUGGCUGAAAAUGGAGAAAUGUCGUCGUUAAGGUCUGGAAGACGACUCACCUUCAACAAGCCCUUGACACUGGAAGAUAGCAACAAGAGACUCUCCAAUGGACCUAGUAGUGCAGGACAUAGUCGUCGGUCUUCUCGUAAUUUAGACUAUGAUUGGCGAUCCAGCACCGGUCCCAUCCUCGCACCUGCAAGUGCAUUGCAAUCUUUCAAUCUGGUACCUUUUACGCCUACACGUGUGAGUUUUGCAAAGGAUGAUGCCAAUCCACAUCAACGUCGUCCAUUGUUUAUUGCCCAUCUACCCUUCUCAGCACUGCCACCCCUAUUCCGAUCACGACAACUGGUGCGUGGCAUGUUACGAGUCAACAAGCGCAACCGAAGUGAUGCCUAUGUCACAUGUGAGGAGUUGGAUGCCGAUGUCUAUAUUUGUGGAUCGCGUGAUCGUAACCGUGCACUGGAAGGCGAUGUGGUGGCUGUACGUCUUGUGGAUGUCGAUAAGGUGUUGCGAGAAAAGAGAGAAAAAGAGGACGCCAAAAUUGCACGCAAUGGCGGCAAAACACGUACACGUAUGCCUGAUGAGGAGGAUGAAAAUGAGAUUAUCUUUGGCGGUGAUGAUGAUGUGGAAACUGUCAAACCAAAGUACUGUGGUGUGGUCGUUGCUGUGCUUGAGCGCGCUCAAAACCAAGUCUUUUCCGGCACUCUUACCCUCAUGAGACCCAACAAUAAGCGUGCACAAGAAGAAAAGGCUGCUGAACAAGCUCGUCUCGCUGAAGGUGAAAUCCCACGCAAAGAAGCACCAAGAAUCGUUUGGUUCAAGGCAACCGAUAAACGUGUCCCCCUUAUUGCCAUCCCUAUCGAACAAGUGCCAACCGAUUUUAUUGACAACAGUGAGCACUAUGCAACUCGUUUAUUUGUGGGCUCUAUCAAACGCUGGCCAAUUACUUCAUUGCAUCCAUUUGGUUAUUUGGAACGUGAAUUAGGCCAAGUGUCUGAAUUGGAUGUGCAGGUGAUGGCCAUUCUUGCCGACAACAACGUGACAGAUUCCGAAUUUGGGGAAGCCGUCAUGGCAUGUCUACCAUCCUUACCAGCUCAGCUCCCCGACACAAACGAUCGUCGUGAUUGCACCAACAUGCGCUUAUUUACCAUUGAUCCUGCAAACUCCUCAGUGUUGGACGAUGGCUUUUCUAUUCGCAAGAUGGGUGAUGAUACCUAUGAAGUGGGUGUACACGUUAGCGACGUUUCGCAUUAUAUUCAGCCUCAUUCGGCAUUGGACAAAGAGGCCCGUGCGCGUGGUGUACGAGUGGACCUUGUCAGUACACAUGUACCUAUGCUCCCUGAAACAUUAACACACAAAGUAACAAACUUGGAACCCAAUGAAACAAGAUUGGGUAUUUCGGUUAUUUGGACAAUGAAUUCCCAAGGACAAAUCUUUAAUACAUGGAUCGGCAAAUCUCUUAUUCGCUCGAGUGCCAAAUACACUUAUGAGGAAGCCCAAUCCAUCUUGGAAAAGGAAUCAACGUCUUCUGAGAUUGAGCAAGAUAUCCGCAGUCUUUUAUCCAUUGGUGCCAAAAUGCGUGCAACACGUCUUGAUCAAGGUGGAGCCAUGUCCUUGAUGCGAGAAGAGCUUUCAUUUGCAUGCGAACAAGGAUAUCAAAUCCCACCCACUGCUGUAUCACCCAAGGCCAUUUUGGCUGCUGAAAAAUAUGUGAAGGAAAUUCAAUUGCGAGCCAACAUUACGGUUGCACAAAAGAUUUCAAGCCAUCUUCCUGAGCAAGCCAUGUUGCGUCGUCAUGCUCCUCCUCUUGAUAGAAAGAUUCGUGAGCUUCAGCAAUAUGCAGGAGAGCAUUUGAAUGUAAAGUUGGAUAUUGCAAGUGCCAAUGCCUUGGAGCGAUCCGUACAAGCUAUUGUCGAUCCACAACUACGCAAACUCGUUACCAGCCUCGUUCUCAAAACAUUCCAGCCGCCAAAAUACUUUUGCAUCGGCACAUUUGAUAUCCUCAAAUAUUCCCAUUAUGCGCUCAGCGUGCCUUUGUUUACCCAUUUUACUGCACCAAGCCGUCGUUACUCUGAUAUCAUUGUUCAUCGCCAAUUGACGGCUGCUUUUGAUGAUGAUAAGGAAUUUUACCUUGACCUUGAUACAGUACAAAAAUUGGCUCAACAUUGCAAUGUCAAAAAGGAAGCUGCUCGGAUAGCUCGUGAUCAAAGCAACUUGUUAUUCUUGGCUCGUCACCUUUGUGCCAAGCAACAGCCUCCUAGCAACUCGAUUGCUAUUUUCAGAGACGCUAUUGUGGUGGCCGUCACCAACAGCUACUUUGAUGUGAUGGUGCCUGAUUACAACUUGGAAAAGCGUGUGCACCUUGCUCACUUGCCUGUGUGGAACAGCAAAUAUGAUGCCAUGGUGGGCUUGACCAUGUAUUGGAAGAAGGGUGUUUCUACGCCCACAGGAUGCAACAGCACCGCACAAGUUGAUUUUGAUGAAGAAGAAGAGGAGGAUAUGGAUGAAGAUGUCUUGGUGGAAGAAAUGGAACAAGAUCAUGCAUCAUCAUCGCCAUCACAACAGGUUGUCAUGGCACCCCUUACAACAAGACCUAUCAUGAAUGGUGGUGGUGGUGGUGGUAAUACAUACCAGCAGCAACAGCAAACACCGGCUCGUCCACGUCGUGCCUCUGUUUUACGAGCCCGAUUGUCAGAUAGCACAGGAUACAGUCAUGAACAAUCUUCUCAAACGCUCAAGCCAUUGGAUAGGAUCAAGGUGGUGGUCAUUGUUGAAAUGAGUAAACCACCUCCAGUCGUUCGUGUAUUGGCUGCAAACCCAUUUGCAUGA